Molecule: messenger RNA, 677 nt
Organism: Corticium candelabrum
Lineage: Eukaryota; Metazoa; Porifera; Homoscleromorpha; Homosclerophorida; Plakinidae
Product: spindle and kinetochore-associated protein 2-like
Exons: 6
Coding region: 105-407 (100 amino acids)
Biological process (GO): cell division; chromosome segregation; mitotic cell cycle
Cellular component (GO): spindle microtubule; outer kinetochore
Molecular function (GO): microtubule binding
Source: RefSeq, a predicted model, not a curated record
CAUUAAAGUGUCAACAGUUACUCUACAAGAUUAUCUAGGGUACAAGCCAAUCAAGCACUUCGGUAAAAAGAAACACGAUCGUGAACGUGCGUUACAGCUAAGUCAUGGAAAACACCGUUGAGAAACUGGAGGCUUUGUUUGCUAAAGCCGAGCGAGACUUGGAUUUUAUGUCUCGAACCCUUCGCAGCGAGUUUGCUGCUCAGUUUGAGGAGUCCGGAGAAGAAGAGCUCAACCCCGUCCACUUGGUGUCCAGACUGUCGAGGGCGCGAACGAGACUGGAGACUUUGCGAAGCGAGAGAGUGCGCUGUGAAGAAGAGAGAGCGAAAGUCGAAGAUGAACUGAGAGUGCUGACGACAGCGAAUGGCAACUUGUUGAGAAGUCUACAAGUGAAAGCAGGACUGAAGUAAGUGAUGAAAUUUUACGUGUAAAAGAGAAGGAGCUUUAGAGCAAGAGAGCCAGACCAUUGUUGAGACAGGUUCUUUGUAAUGGUCUUUGGACAUUGACUACACUGAGUAAUUUAGUUCUGUUAUUGUGGUGUUCUAUUUAUAGACAGGGAAUAAGACCAAGGGCUUGUUUGGGAUGCAUGUUCCCUGUAUUUUGUUAUUUACUUGGUGUGACACAUUACUUGUUGUAAAAAUAGUUUGCUAAGUAUGUAAUUUCAGCUUUGUUGAACAGUU